Pelodiscus sinensis (Chinese soft-shelled turtle) is the source of this 5798-nucleotide messenger RNA. Lineage: Eukaryota; Metazoa; Chordata; Testudines; Trionychidae. The record is from RefSeq and is a predicted model, not a curated record.
GAACCUAUACAACAAAGUUGUAAAUGAAACAAAACCACAGGACUACAGCCAUAACCACAAAUUAAAAGCAGACUAAAAUAAAACCAGACUUUCCAAUAAUGUCUCUUUUUUGAUUAUUUCUUUCAUUCUAGGUAGGAAAUAAAGGGACCUUAAUCAGAAGGGAGUUUUUACCCUCACAUAUGUGACUGACUGUGUCAAAAUAUCCAUUGUCCAUUCUACCUGAUCACACGCAAAAGCAGUAGUCUUUUCCUGGAUUCAUUACUUGAUGACAAGCUGUUCAGAGAGCACCUAUCAAAUCUAAUAUUAUAAUCUGCUGCUUUUUUUUCUUCUUCUAGUAUACACUGCUGUCCAUCAGAAGAAAUAAUUAAUAGGUUUAUUAUGUAUGAAAACGUCAUCCUGUCAGUUCGGUGCCAGGUUUGCAUAGCUCAUAUCAGCAACUCAUUGAUGCCAUGCAUGCUCACUGUCCCGAGAUAUGACAAAACACUACACCCCUUGGGAUUUUUUUUUCUCCUGUUCAGAAACAGCAUUUCACAUCUGUGUCUGACAGAAGCAUUAGAAGCAGAGAGGAGCAGACCCUUCAUCAGCCCUUACAAAUAUGAGGCUGAAGCAUAGGUGAAAAGUUAAGACAAAAACUGAAGUCCAAUAAUCAUGCAUUAUUGUUUUUCAAAGCAACAUACAAUGUGGGAGCUACUGAAUUUGUAGGAAAACAAGAACUUUUCACUGUUGGAAUCAUCUACAGAAAACAGAUGGGAUUUAUUGGACGCUAAAGCUUUUAAUCAAUUUUUAAUAAGUACUGAACACUUGAGUUAUCUGGGGUAUGUUAAUCUGCCUCUAUUGUUUGAAGAGAUGUGAAGUUCGGAGCUUCCUUUCUGUAAUUUUAGAAGAACAAAAUAACCUAAAAUGCUGCAUAUAGAAGCCAAUCAAGUAUUCAGGAUGUCUGGGAAUAAAUUAGAAACAACAACCACCACCACAAAUCAAAGCAGCAGCAACGAAUAAAGAUGCUGUGGAAAAAGAAUUCUCAAGACACAGUAGAAGAAUGUACUUAAAAUAGAAAAGCUUCCUACCUGGUGUGUCUUUCCGUGUAUUCAGACAGAGCACACAUAAGAGCUUCAAUAAAUGAUCUUCAAUCAAAUAUCUCCAGGUGUCUUCCAGAAAAUUAUCAAGUACAGAAAACGUUCUGCAAUGACCUUAAUAUCCCUAUGAUAAUACUCUAAGAACAAGAAUGGAAGUAAAUGUAUAUAGCAAUUCAACUAUUGUAAACAGUACAUCUGUUAAUCAUAAACAGUUAGAAGGGCAUAGCAUUUGGGAAGUCAUUACAAUUGCUACUGUCACAGCAAUUGUAAGCCUAAUAACCAUAGUGGGAAACAUUCUUGUAAUGAUAUCCUUCAAAGUCAACAGUCAACUCAAAACUGUUAACAAUUAUUACUUGCUCAGCCUUGCUUGUGCAGACCUCAUCAUUGGAAUAUUUUCUAUGAAUCUCUACACAUCUUAUAUACUAAUAGGCCAUUGGUCUCUUGGAAGUCUGGCCUGUGAUCUGUGGCUAGCACUGGACUAUGUAGCUAGCAAUGCCUCAGUAAUGAAUUUGCUUGUUAUUAGUUUUGAUCGAUACUUUUCCAUCACAAGACCUCUAACCUACAGGGCUAAGCGUACUCCCAAAAGGGCUGGCAUAAUGAUUGGUCUAGCUUGGUUAAUUUCCUUUAUUUUGUGGGCACCACCAAUCUUAUGCUGGCAGUAUUUUGUAGGGGAGCGAACUGUCCCACCUGAAGAAUGCCAGAUACAAUUUUUGUAUGAACCCAUUAUCACCUUUGGCACCGCAAUUGCUGCUUUCUACAUCCCAGUGUCAGUGAUGACUAUUUUAUAUUGCCGCAUUUAUAAAGAGACUGAGAAACGUACCAAGGACCUUGCUGAACUACAAGGCUCUGAAUCUGUGGCAGAACUUGAGAUGAUAAAACCCCAGAAAGCUCUUCUGAAGUCCUGUUUUAGUUGCAAGCAACAAAAUUUAGCCAAAAGGGAGAGGUGUCAGGCUUCAUGGUCUUCAUCCAGUCGAAGCACUUCAGCCACUGCAAAAGCACCUCAAACACCAAAUACUUGUAAUGAUUGGUCUAAGGCAGAGCAGCUAACCACUUGUAGCAGCUAUGCAUCCUCAGAAGAAGAGGACAAACCUGCCACUGAUUCAGUUUUUCAAGUAACUUACAAGAGUCCAGACAAAGGUAGGAAAGAAGAAUUUAAUGAAAAGGAGAAUAAGGAAGUUUUUAUCAAAGACCACCAUAUGGAAACUAAUUUUGAGACACAGAAGUACUUUCUUUCUCCAGCCAAAAGCGAAGUGCAAAAAAGUCCAAAAUGUGUGGCCUAUAAAUUCCACUUGGUGGUUAAGGCUGAUGGCACACAGGAAACCAACAAUGGUUGCCGAAAAGUAAAAAUAACUCCUUGUUCUGCUGCUUUAUCAAAGGACCCUUCCAUCAAGAGCAUGGAUCCAAAUUUAAGUAACCAAAUCACUAAAAGGAAAAGAAUGGUUCUUAUAAAGGAGCGCAAAGCAGCCCAGACUUUAAGUGCCAUUCUUCUAGCUUUUAUCAUCACUUGGACUCCCUACAAUAUAAUGGUUUUGGUCUCCACAUUUUGCUCAGACUGCAUUCCUCUAACACUGUGGCACCUUGGAUAUUGGCUUUGCUAUGUGAAUAGCACUGUUAACCCUAUUUGUUAUGCUCUCUGUAACAAAACUUUCCGAAAAACUUUUAAGAUGCUGCUCUUCUGUCAAUGGAAAAAGAAGAAAGUGGAAGAGAAGUUGUAUUGGCAGGGUAAUACCAAACUGCUAUAAUUGAAAUAGACAAUGCGAGCAAAACAUAAACAGUAUUGACAUUAUUCACACGUCGUAAAUUGGCUGCAGUUCUUUCUUUUCAAAAGUUGUUCCUUUACAUGUCUGGGGACAAAAAUUCCUGCAUGGGAAAGCCAAAUUUUGCAUAAUGACAGUCUUGUGCAUGGGUUCAAGAGGGAAGCAGCAGGUGCUGUGAUUGUCUAUGGGUGUCAGCAGUCAUUCUGUGAAGAUGCAUUAUUGCCAACAAUCUUAGGAUCCUGUGGUGUUCCCCUUCAGCCAGAGAAUGAGUACAGUGAAUCAUAGACCCUGACCUGUUGGGUCAUCCAGACCAUCUUCAGUUGCAAGACUGUUUUCCUCUGUAUUUUCUAAUGUUUUGUCUAUUCUAUUUUUAUAUGUCUGUAGCAAUGGACCUUACACUAGUUCCCUUGUGACACUAGUCCAUAGCCUGAGGAAAUGGAACAAGAAGCACUUAAAGGUGAAAACAGCAGUACCCAAAAUAACGUAUUGGGAGAUCCUUUGGCCCCCAAAUGGGCAAAACCUGUUAAGGGCAAGUGUAAUCCUAAAAAAAUUGUUCUGUUUCAGGACAGUGUUUCUGAGUGGAGGGGAGAGCUCACAGGUGAUAUAAUAUACACUGUUGUUUGUAUAUUAAGAACCCAGUGUCAAUACCAGGGCUGUCAUGCAAAGUACCACCUGUAAACAAAUAGCAGAAAUUUCUGAAUUUGUAUUUCUUCAUAUACCGGGAGUUUUAGUUUUUUUAAAUGCACACUAGCAGUGCAAAGUGACUGUACAAAAUGGAAUUCAUUGCACUUCACACUUAAUUUAUUUUAUUUACUAUUAUACAGCACAUAAAUAAAAAUAAAUCUCUCUUUAAUUCCCCUGCUCCCACUCAGAAAUCUACCAUUAGUUUAAUGAGACACAGAACACAGGAAAAAACAUAAAUUGAUGUCAUGUAGUCAUCAGUAUAUCAUGAGACUAUUAAAAAUACUGAGAAAAUUGGUAUUACUGGAAAAUGAAAACAGGAUUUUUGUGACUCACCUCUGAGUGUUCUAUAUUAAUUGUUAUAUUGUUUAGCAUUUAUAUAGCACUUUUGAUCUUCAUUUUACAAAUAUUACCUAAUUAAUAUUUGGAAUUAUUUGUUCUCUUGGAGUUAGAUCUUCUGGGCUAGUCGAAAUGCUCAGUUGGGGAAAACUAGCUGUUAAAACAUCUUUGUGGCUCCUGGAUUCUGGGACCAGUGUGUUCAGGCCAGCCCUGGUGCAGUGGGACCAGCGUGUUCAGCCCCCGCGUGCCAAUGGACUGUUCCAGAAACGGAGGUUUGUGGGGCCUACGGGUUCUCACUGAUGCCUCUCCUGCAAAAAGAGUGGGUGGUUAGAGAUGAUAUGAUAGUACUGGGCUGCAUGAAGUAUUCCAUUUGGUAGGAGAAGCCCUUAUAUAAAUGGGUUCUCUGUCAUUACAGUCACUUGCAGUGCAAAGCUGGUGGAGUGGGGUAAUGUGUAUCUCACUACAGAAUAAUAAAAUUAAGUGCCAAAAUCCCGUUUGGAAACAAAGGAAGUGGCAAGAGAAAUCAGAGGGCAUAAAAAUCUGAGCAUAAAUAAAUAUUUUUUAAAGGGACAACAAAAUAAACAUCCUGUAAGAAAUUACAAAUAUUGAACUAGAGAUGAGCCCACAUCACAAGGUCUAUCUAGCCUUUAUCCAAAUUUAGGGGUAUUUGGAUCAAGAGUUUUGAUUUGGGCCCAUCUCAAUAUUACAUCUCAGAAUAUAUUUAAUAUGAUAACAGUGUGACAUGAAAUACUUGCACAGUGCAGAGAUAAUGCAUCAGAUUUCAUGCUAGUUAUCCUGAAUUUGUCACUGUUUUCAGUAAAAUUUGUUUUCAGUGGAGUUGAAAAUUUAAUUAAUAGUAGUUAUCAUGAAAGACAUGUUUUUCCAUAACUAUCCAAUUAAUUAAUGUCAAUGUCCAUUGUGUAAGUAAUUUUAAAAUAUUCCUAAUUUUUAGAGGAAAAAUAUGCCAAUGAAAGGCUAGUGAUAUGUGAAAAAAAUAUUUUGAAUUCAACAUGAUUGAUUUUGAAGUACAUUAUAUUGUCUGAGUUACUUCUGGCACUUUGGCAUAUGAUUAUUAAAGGGAAACGUGGGUUUUUAUAAAGACCCUUUUGUUGAUUUUUCCUCUGUCACCAUCCAGAGCUUUUUCUGUGUAUAGUGGAUGUGUCCUAACUGGUAAUUAUAGUGGGUUUAUCUUAUUUUUCAUUGGAUGAAACACGCAAGUAGAGUGUUUGAUUCAACACAAUAUUAACGUACACAUCAAUGACAAAAGCUAUAGUAAAGGCAAAAUGUAUAAGGCUGUACCAAUUCUUGCUAGCUGCAAUGUUGUUGCUAAAGUAAAGCAUUGGCUUCUACUUCUGAAGUUAAAUGGGAUAUUUUCGUUGCCCCUUUUUGGCUUCUGUUAAACAAGAGUGUUUUGUAAACGUUUAUGGACUAUGUGCUGAAUAGAUGUAUAAGGUAGAUUAUAUAGCGAUGGAUGCAAUUAUGUCAGUUCAAUGUAAUUGUGAAAUAUGUGCUCAAAUUAUGCUGCUAGCAUCUGAGACGUUACAUUGCCAAACCAGGAGGUAUGUUGUAAAUACCUGGAAUUAUAUAAAGAAAUAUAGGAUGUUUAUGCUUUCCUGUUAUAUAGUAUGGUAACAUGAGGCUCAACAAAACAUAAUUUAGUAGUUAAUUAUAUCUAAUUUUCAAGUUCUGUAAAGCUCCCUUUUAAACUUAAUGUGGACUAAAAUGCUUACCAUCUACAUUAUCUGGAUUCCUGUUCUUUACACGUCUAUUCAUUUUGAUAACUGGUUAUGAACUAGGGACCUUGUAAAGAGAUCUUUUGGGUAAAAUGUUUAUAUCUUUAAGUAAGUGUUCCCCAAGCCAAUCACACAAAUAUGUUUAAGAACUAAUCCUUAUUCAAAAUACAAAUGUCAUUUCCUCUCUCUUUCUUUACACUUCCAGUCCCUUUCCC